AGUGAAAAUGAACAUUGUACAGCAAUAAAGCAAAAUAUGUUCAAAACAUAGAAAUAUGUUGAAAAUUUUGGAAAUGCAUAAAAAAAAAAUCAUUGUGUUAACACAGCCUAAAGAUGUCAAAUCUUCAUACAACACCUCACUUGUGAUAAUAGGUCAAAUCAAUUUCGUCUCAUGGAAAUAUUUCUCUAAAAAAAACACCACUGAACUGACUCCAAUCCACUUAUAAGUCUAAUGAGUUCUCCUGGGUGAUCUCCAGCACUAGUAGCCUGAUGAGAUGACCAGAUGCAAUAAUCAAACACCCCAGCUAAAGCCAAAGGACUCAUAGGAAAUGUAAGCUGCAUUAUAGAACCCACAUCAUUGUGCAUUUGCUCAUCAAAAUGGAGCCUAUCCCAUGCAUGCCAAAUCAGCAAGAAGAGGACACCUUUUUGAACUUGGAAAAGAUGGAUUUCUCAUCCAAUUUUGAUAAUAUGGUGGAAAAAGAACAGGAAACACUUGGUACCCCUACUAAAGAUGCAGAAGGUACAGUUCUAAGUAGAAGAGAUGAAGUAUUUGAAGAGGGAACUGACCUAGAACCCCAUGUUUUGCUUUUACAAAAGGUUCUGGGUGAAGAGUUGGCUCAAUAUUUUCUUGACCCUUCCUCUGCAGUUCCAGUAAAUGCUGUACAUCCUUUGCUUCUUGAGAAGUCAGGUCAAAGUGCAAAAGUUUACUGGAGAGUUCUUCGUGAGUCCUCUGAUGCACAACUGCAAGAAAUUACCACUUUACAAGAAACACCAAAGAGCUCAUUCUUUGCCAAAAUUCCUUCUUCAAAAGUUGUAGAUCAGAUUCAAGAAUUCAGAAAAAUGCUGGAGAUAAUGUACAGAGCAUCUAAGAUAAAUCAGGACAAAGCUGCACUUAUCAUGAGCAACAACCCUCUCCCCGACUAUGAUCAAUGGCAAAAGAAUGAGUCACCAAUGGAGUACCUGUACACAGAAGUCAUCCAAACCAAGGGGCAUGCUAACUCAAAAACCAAGAAUCAUUCAGAUCUCCCUUCUUCGGAUCACACAAAUAGUAAGGAAGAUCGUGAACUCAAUGAGCAAGUAACCAAAGCUGGGAAGAAGAACUACAGAUAUAUUACUCAAGAUACUUUUAAGAAAUAUAAAGGGGAAUUUUCUCAACGCUUCAGGGAGUUAAAACACCAAGGCUUGAAAGGCACCAACAAUAUAACUAGAUGCAUCCAAGUGCCCAGUAAAAAUGGUAAUGUCCAUGAGUCAGCUCGUAGCAGCGCCACCAAACAUGCAGCCACUGCUCGCACUUGGGAGUCAUUGACCUAUACAGCGCUGAUGGAUUCCAAACCUUUCUUAACUGUGCCAGGAAAUGGUGAUUUUAGACACGGACAACCAAUAAAAUGGGUUAUUAACAGUGCAAAUUUAGAUUAA
This is a messenger RNA of Hyla sarda, 1415 nucleotides long. RefSeq names its product testis-specific gene 13 protein-like. The transcript is spliced from 8 exons. Lineage: Eukaryota; Metazoa; Chordata; Amphibia; Anura; Hylidae. The record is from RefSeq and is a predicted model, not a curated record. Bases 378 to 1415 code for a protein of 345 amino acids.